CUGAAAUAUUUUAUUAAAAAAAUUACAGGAUGCCAAAUAUUAUUGGUGACGAGUUUGGAUACGGCUUCAUGCUAUACAAUUGAUGGCUAGUGUUCUCACUAUACUUGUUGAUCAUCCAAGUCCUACCUAUUUGGAGAGGACUCAAGAAGAUACUCAUCUUCCCAGUCGUGCUGAGAGUCAAAAUAGGAUCAAAGAUGAGACUCCAGUUUGCACAUAUCGCCCUAUUCAUGAAUGCAGUCUUUAUGAUCAUGAUUUACUUGAGUCUUCAAAGCUAUCAGAAGCCAGAUGUGGAGGAAAGCCCAGUAAACAAGAACAUCAGACUGAGUAAGAAGUGGCAGUAUGAGACAUACAUCUGGCAAUCUACAAUUGCUUUCUGAUGCUGGCUAUACACCAUGGCUUUUGGAUCUUUGAAUGACCGCAAGUCUCUCCUUGAGGAUGAAAUUUUGGAGCUCAAGAAAUCCCAAAACAAAAAGACAAGAAAGGAAGAAGACAAAAAAGCUGAUGAAGUGGUUGAAACAAGAAGACCUAAAGAUGAUAUCAGCAAGAAAAACGAUUAGUGAUGUUCGACCAAAAAUAAUUCAAUUUCAACAAGUGUUACU
Moneuplotes crassus is the source of this 599-nucleotide messenger RNA. The record is from the annotation of a GenBank genome assembly. Lineage: Eukaryota; Ciliophora; Spirotrichea; Euplotida; Euplotidae.